CUACAACGCAAGAAUACUAAGGGUGGUAAUCUGUUCCAACGGGCGGUGCAUCAAAUAUCGUCUUCACCCGUUCCUAAUCAACAAGCGAGUAUAGGUUUAAAUGACAAAGGCCUGCUGCCUGUCACCGAAGAAGACGGACAACUGUCGAUAUACUCGGCAAUGUUGAUCAUGAAGAUUCACGCCGAGGCAGUAAAGCGAUCUGUCGGUCUUAGCCUUCCAACUGACUUAGCCAAGAAUGCCAGCAUAUUAUUCCACGUACUGUUGGAUAGCAUCGGAAGACAAUAUGUAGAGACGGCGCUUGAAACAACAAUCGAACAGCUUGCUGCAAUGGACGGAAAGACGGACCCGGAUUUUAAACCGUUGACCAGCCUUAAAGUUGCUAAAGACAUAAUGCAUUUGGCACAAAAUCACUUUCAAAUCGUCAUCCUUCCUCUGGCCUCUGCCUCUCUCACAAUUCAUCGCGACUUGAUAGCUGAAAAAAAUAAAUUUAUGCUUGGUUUGGAGAACAAGAUGAAUAUGGCUGUCCAGAAAAUGGUUGAUGGUAUUAAUUCAUUACAUUUCAAAUUCGACUUGGUGACUGAGACGUUAUCGAAGAAGACUGAUUUUCGUCCCAAAGAUGGUGAUGACUCUAUAUUGAGUCUGGCCACUGGGGUUCAUUCGGGUAUAGGGCCUCAUAUUGAUGGUAAAAACUUGGAACAUUUCUUGACUGAAGUUGGAAUGGCCUUCCACAGUAUGUUGCUUGAACAUUUCCGCAAGUUUACUGUUAGUCCCGCCGGUGCACUGGUUUUAACAAAGGACAUUGCAAAAUAUCAAGAAGCAAUAGCGCAGUAUAAGAUUGCCGCCCUCGAUGAAUGUUUCGAAAUGUUACGCGAAAUCGGCAAUCUUUUCGUCGUUAAAUUAGACAUUAUCCCUUCAGUAUUAAGUGAGGGAUUCCUUUCAAAGAUCGAAGUGCAGCAUCUACAACCGUAUCUUGCUGCAAGGACUGAUUUCAAAUCAGGGGGAAUAGAGAAACUCAUAGUCGCUAAUACGGGUGUGGGAGGAAAUUCAUUCAACGAAAAGGCUAGGGAUAAAUUGGCAGCAAUAGGCAUUGGAAUGGGACUCGGGAGAGAAGUUGAGGGGAUUGCAGAGUAG
Messenger RNA from Paraglomus occultum, 1131 nucleotides. Lineage: Eukaryota; Fungi; Glomeromycota; Glomeromycetes; Paraglomerales; Paraglomeraceae. The record is from the annotation of a GenBank genome assembly.